GUGACUUUGGGAUUGUUUCCUUAACUGUCAUCUAUACAAGAUACUACCGGGUUGUGGAGGACUUGUGUUGCUGUGGAGAUAAAGCUCUGCGAAUUUCUUUUUUUUUUUAAUUUGAAGAGAAAUUGAAGUGAGUAGAAACAAAACGCUCUACUUUUCUGGCGUGGGACAAACAGCCCAUCCAUUACUGAGAUCGUGAACCCAGAUUACUUGACUGGCUAUGUCUUCCCAUCAGCAAGUGGUGAUUAUUUUUGCAGUGGUACUCUUUGUGGCUGUAGUUAUACCCAGGUUGUUUGGAGGAGGAGGAUCUGGUGGAGUCCGUGAUACUUAUCGACAGCCAAGAAGCCCAGGUGGCCCUGAAAGAGGUCACCCUCUGAACCUGAACUCUGGAAAUAAUAAAGGCAAAGUAGUUAAAAAUGUACAUCAAGCGAAAGUGGCAGUGGAGCAGGAAAUAAGGAAUGAGAGGGCAAAAAAUAGUAAAGGAUUAGCUUUCACGCUUAUGCCACUGUAUGCUAUAGGAGUUGCCGUUUUUGCAGCAUAUAAGUUUGUAAAGAUAAAAUUCCAAAAUGAUAAACGAAUUGAACAAGAGAAAAGUGCAAAAGAAGCAAAAGAGAAGCAAGUAACAGACGGAGAAGAUGCUGAAUUCUUUAUUAACUCAGUUGGAUCCAUUAACUAAAUGUGUUAAUACUUUAGCCAGUGACCAGAGAAGUGAGAUUAUGACUCAACUUCAGUCGAUCAAGCAUCUUAUGAAAGAGAGCGGUAUUGAUACUCCUCCAGGAGCAACCCAAGGAAAAAAUGUGUCUUGUGGAAAGAAACUUGACAGUCUAAUUCAGUCCCUUGCAGAAGAGCCAGAAGAAACAACAGAAAAUGCUGCACAUACUGAUGAUGAGUACUCAGGGGGCGAUGACCAUUUAGAAAGUUCCUGUGCACAGGGGAAUGAAAUACAUGAAUAUGGUGAUGAGUACACUGAGGGUGAACCAUUGCUCAUUAAUGCUACAGACACCAUGAAAGGAAAAGCUGUAGUAGAAGUAAGCACUGAUCACUUAGACAACUGGGAACAAGCAGCAUUAAGAAGGCGACACAAAUAUGAUUGACUUUGAUGCUUGAAUGCCAGUGCUCUUUACAUUCUGAUCAUUCAUUGUUAAAUGUUGCAUGCAUAUUUAUAAUGUCUGGCUGUAUAUAAAUGAAUUAUGAUAAAUAUUUAUUGGCUGUAGUUAUGGCAGUAAUAUUUACAGAAAUGUGUUCACAUAUUCACUAUAGAUAUAUAUAGAUUUUAUUUAUAUAUCAAAUUUAUUUUGUAUACAGAAUUUGAAUUUUUGGUAAACAUUUCACUUUGUCAGGUAAAACACAGCAUUAGCAUGUAGUGUAUGUACAAAAGAUUUUAAAAUAUAUUUUGCAUUUUAU
Messenger RNA from Protopterus annectens (West African lungfish), 1401 nucleotides. It is a transcript of the gene CCDC107, whose product is annotated as coiled-coil domain containing 107. Gene Ontology annotation, cellular component: neuronal cell body; intracellular membrane-bounded organelle; neuron projection. Lineage: Eukaryota; Metazoa; Chordata; Ceratodontiformes; Protopteridae. Gene Ontology annotation, biological process: protein localization to cell surface; synaptic transmission, cholinergic. The record is from RefSeq and is a predicted model, not a curated record.